Messenger RNA from Lacerta agilis (Sand lizard), 2706 nucleotides. RefSeq names its product vacuolar protein 8-like. Lineage: Eukaryota; Metazoa; Chordata; Lepidosauria; Squamata; Lacertidae. The transcript has 15 exons. Gene Ontology annotation, molecular function: protein-membrane adaptor activity; protein binding. Gene Ontology annotation, biological process: nucleus-vacuole junction assembly. The record is from RefSeq and is a predicted model, not a curated record. The coding region runs from base 41 to 1981 and encodes 646 amino acids.
CUCCAACCCUCCUCGGGCUAUUCGAAGUCCUGCGUUGGCUAUGGCUCACCCUUCUCUGAGCGACAGCUCCCGUUUGGCUCUUUACCGCUCGGCGGCCAUUUCCAGUCUCGGCGAAGGAAAAGAAAUGGGGGUUGGCGGGGGAGAGAGACAGAGAGGAACGAACGACCAUAGAGAGAGAAAAAACACUUUCUGCGACGUUAGAAUAGCACGAUGGCAUCACUUCCGCUCGGAGAGAGGGCGGAGAGGAAAUAGGGGAAGUCAGCAAAUGACCUCUUUACCUUGGCGUCCCCGGCUACCCGUACGAAAGAUGGCGGUUAGAAGCGGCCGAGGCGGCGAUAUUCGGGAGUGCUUGGGUCAGAUCCAUGAGUGCCCCUGUCUGAAACGGAAAAACUUUAAAACAAAGCAGCUAUACAAGCCUGCCCUUCAGACCCAGGAAGAGGAGAUUGCUCAGGAGUUUCUGCAGCACAUUGAAAGAGGUUUUGAAAUGUCACCACUUGGCAAGGUCUCCCUAGAGGCUCUGAGGACCUUGGCGUUUUCAGAGAACCCUGGCUUGCAAAAGUCUGCUGCUCUCUAUUACUUGAACAUAAAUCAUCAAAACUUGAACAUCCAGCUGCCUCGAGAGCAUUUGGAAAUAUACUAUGCUUUGUUGAAGUCUAAUGACUUGGAGGUUCAGCAGAUUUCAUCGUUGUCCCUUGUGAAUUUCUUACUGGAAGGAAAUGUAACCAAGGAUCAUGUCGUCCAAAUGGAUCUAAUUGAGCCAAUUCUGGAACUGCUUGAGUCUGACGAUGCCACGGUCCAGUUUAAUUCUUGUGCCUGCAUAAUGACACUAGCUGUCACAGAUGUCAGCCAUGAAGCCAUCGCAGCAGCAGGAGGAGUGGUACCCUUACUGGCCCUUUCUAAAUCUUACGAUCCUAGAGUCCAACAAAAUGCAGUGGGAGCUAUUUUCAACCUCACACAAUCAGAACGGAUUCAGCAAAUAUUGUUUCGACAAGGUGCUCUUCCAGUCCUCACCCUUUUGUUACAGUCUCCCGACUCAGAAGUACAGUAUUAUAGCUGUGCAGCUCUGAGCAACAUGGCCACAAACUCGCAGCACCAUGAAGCCAUGCUCCAAACCGGUGAUAGGUUUCUUCUGCGGAUGCUCCUUUCCCUUCUGUCUUCAUCUGUGGACAAGGUUUUGAACCAGGCUUGUGUCUGUCUCAGGAAUUUAGCCGCGAGUGAGAGUGGUCAGACCAGCAUCCUUGCUAUGCAGAUCCCAUCCCACCUGCUCCCUCUCCUGGCAUCUAACAAGAAAGACACUCAGCACAAUUCCAUCAUUCUCCUCCGGAUUUUAUCCCAGCAACCAAACAACCAGGAUGCACUGAUGUGUGAUGAAGUGCUGCAGGCAAUAGGGAAGCUGCUGCUCACCUGGAAAAUGGACCCAGUGAUUGUAGGUCACGCUGCCUGCUUUAUUAAAAAUCUCAGCCUUUCCAGAAACAUACAGAGAGUCAUAGACAGUCCAUGCAUUGAAGGACUUUUUCAAGCUGUCCAGAGUGUAGACUUUCUAGAAGAGGAAUCUCUUCACUGUGUGAUGUCUUGUCUUGUUGACCUGAUGAAACAUGAGGGAGCCACAGUGCGCAUGCUGGAAUUGGUGGAUGACUCAGUGGUAUGCAGUCUGGUGACACUGGCUGGCCAAGUGGAACAAACAGAGUCUUCUUUCCACGCUGCCUUUGUGCUCAAACACCUCCUACAGCACAAAGAGGUGGUGUCUUUGUUGAAAUCUCAUAUGAGCAAGGUACAGCAAUACCUCAUCAAGUAUCUUAUUCACCAAGAGAAUCGCUUUCAGCAUCUGGGCAUAUCCACACUCUGCAUAUUACAGAAAGAUGCAGAGUUUUCAUCAGCAUUCAACCGGAGCCAACUGAAGAAGCACCUUGACCAAGUCCGUCAACAAACUGCAGAAACACAGGAGCUUCUCAGUAUUGCUGUCAGACAUAUGGACACCUGAAGCCUUGUUCCACCCUAUGUGUUUUGCUCUAGGUGAUGUCGCUCUGUGUGGCUAGCUUGUUGCCUCUGUAUAGGGAGCUGACUCAUAAUGUGGGUGUCUCAGCUUCACACUAUGGCUGUGGGCAAAUCCACAGCAAGUACAUGCGCAAUAGGACUUUUAACUUCCAUAUGGGUGGAAAUUAGGGACCAGUUUACACAGUAAUGUAUUACUGCUCCAUUAUUCAACGCUUGAUGACUCACAGUAGGAUGUGUGGGCAGAUUCUACUAAAAAGCAUUUUCCUUGAAGUUUUAUAAAAGGUCUGUUAGUGCUGUUUGAUCCACAAUGACUGAUUCAUACAAUGCAGCUCAUUAUUUGAUACAUGGAUGUGCAUGCGUGGGCCAGGCCUGAGGAUACUUUCACUAUCCUUAGAUGUACAGACUGUAGCACUGCAUUGUCCUUGUUGAGGCAUUCAUGAACUGUGAGACCCUAUACUGGUAGACUAAUCAAUCUUGCUCUAGGUUCAGCUCUGGCAGCAUGCAAUCCAUUUCACGAGGCAAAUACCUUCAUGCUGCCUAGGUGUCUCUGAUGGCCUUAAACUCAUCUGCAAGUUGAUGGCAGUCUCCCAUUUCAGAAUACCUGAACCCUAAUUUCACCCCUUCCAGAUGUCCAGUUGUAAAUAAUAAAAUCUUAGCUUUUCAAGUGAAAUUUUAUAAUCUUUUAUUAAAAUCUACAUUUUGAGAAAGAAA